Papaver somniferum (opium poppy) is the source of this 1350-nucleotide messenger RNA. RefSeq names its product protein LYK5-like. Bases 1 to 1350 code for a protein of 449 amino acids. The record is from RefSeq and is a predicted model, not a curated record. The transcript is spliced from 4 exons. Gene Ontology annotation, molecular function: ATP binding; protein kinase activity. Gene Ontology annotation, biological process: protein phosphorylation. Lineage: Eukaryota; Viridiplantae; Streptophyta; Magnoliopsida; Ranunculales; Papaveraceae.
AUGAGUUUGAGUUCUUAUUAUAUGUGUUUGAGUGUUACAAAGUUCGAUGAACUGAAGAGUAAGAAGGAAAAUACAAGGUUCUUUCUGGCUACUUUCACUUACACUUCUUCUAGCUCUGACAAUUUUGCUACGGUUGCCUGCAAUGUUUUCGAAGGAUUGCUGAAGCUGCCUGUUCUUAUAAAGCAGAACCCAGGUUUUAAUGUUAUAUCUAAUGGUGUCGAAGUCACGGUACCUGUAAGAUGUGCAUGCCCUGAUGAAAUUGACAAAAAACAUGGUGUCAAGUAUCUUGUUACGUAUCCGAUAAUACAAUAUGAUAACACAUCAUUCAUAGCUAAGAAAUUUGGUGUACCUGAAGAGAAAAUCUUAGCUGCUAAUAACCUAGACCCAUUGACAACAAACUUUCCUAAGACUGUACUGAUCAUUCCCAUCAAUGGAAUCCCGGUUUUGAAUCUGGGAAUUAGUCCUUCGCCAGAUACAGAUCCUUUUCCUGCGUCUGCAAUUCCUUUGCAGAAACUUCUUCAUACAAGUAGACUAAACAAUAGGAACUUGUAUACACUACUUUCAGUGGGUGUCUUAACCACGGCGUUAUUACUUAUUGCAGCUCUUAUGAUUUAUAUUAGUGUCGGUAACAGUUUGGAUGACUUAAGAAUUGCUACUGGGGGUUUCUGCGAAGAUGCAGUGAUUGGUCGAUCUGUAUAUCGAGGAAGUAUUGGAGAUACACAUGUAGCAAUUGAACAGAUGGAUUCAGAAGAAGAAACACACAGAGUUAUUGAUAUAUUAACAAAAAUCAAUCAUUUAAACAUUGUCAGACUAGAAGGUUUCUCUCAUGAGACUACACCAUAUCUUGUGUUCGAGUAUGCGGAUAAUGGAUGCUUAAGGGAUUGUCUGUCAAGCACAAAGAUAGCUAAGGAGCUUACAUGGGAAAAGAGAAUGCACAUCUUAUCAGAUGUUGCAGUAGGCCUUCACUACAUUCACCACUACAUAAACCCACCACAUCUUCAUAGAAAUGUCACUAGUAAGAACGUGUUACUAACGACGGACUGGAGAGCAAAGAUCUCCGGAUUCAAAUUGGCGAAACCUAUUACUAGGAGUGAAGACAUGAAACAAAAUGACACCUAUCAUGAAUCUCUAAUAAUGGCUAAAGAAGCUCUCGUGGAUGGUUGUCUGUUGAAGGACUCUAUUGAUUUUUUGUCUGACGAUGUUCUUGAAGACACUUCAGGUUGUGUCGAGAAGCUAAAGGAAUUCAUGGAUCCUACUUUGGAAGGAAACUACCCAAUAGGUGAUGCGUUGUGUUUAGCUCUAUUGGCAAAGGGUUGUGUAGAAGAGGAUCUCACCAUAGACCCACCAUGA